Sphaeroforma arctica JP610 is the source of this 242-nucleotide messenger RNA. RefSeq lists its product as hypothetical. Lineage: Eukaryota; Ichthyosporea; Ichthyophonida. The record is from RefSeq and is a predicted model, not a curated record. The transcript has 2 exons. The annotation marks the transcript as partial.
AUGGGUUUCCGCGGUCAUGCAGUGGUUGGGUUCUGGUUCUACGACUCCAAAACCAAAUCCGAUUACGAACCCGAGCCAAAACUCAAGAAAUUCCUGGCCGAGAAUAAGAAACCCGUUUUUAUUGGAUUUGGAUCAAUUGUAGUAAACGAUCCCGAUCGUCUUACACGCACGAUACUGGAAGCAGCACGGUUGCUGGGGAAACCAGUGAUUAUACAGCAAGGGUGGGCGGAUAUCAGCGGAGA